AUGUAAAAGUCUAUGGACGUAUCUCACGUGCCUACAAAUUUCCGCUUUUCCUAUACGCCCGUUUUAUCGAUACUUGUUGCACAACUCAUCUCUCACUAAUUGCGUUUAUGUAAUAUUAAAGCACGUUGUUAUAACUGUCGAUUUUUGUUCAUAUAUUUCCUUUAAUUUUCUCCAAUUUUAACCUUGUUUUAUAUCACCACGGAGAGUCGUCGCAAUUGAAUUAGAUCGUAUUGAAAUAGUCGUGGCAGCAAAGAAGACAUGCAAUCUAGUGAGAUGACGUAGGAAUGAUGUUAACAAGAGCCUAUUUCCUGGCGAGGGCAAAUAAGAUUCCAUCAUUUAAUACAGUGAGGAACAUCAGAAGUAUUGCUGAGAUGUCAAAGUUUGAUCUUCCUGCUCGUUUGAAGGGCAAUGAAAAAUCUGUCUGGAUCGAAUACAAUCAACUCGCUCAACAGUACAAACCAUUAAAUUUAGGUCAGGGAUUUCCUGAUUAUCAUGCACCCAAAAAUAUAACUGAUGCCUUAGCUGCUACUGCAAAUAGUGACAACCCACUUUUACAGCAAUAUACUAAAGGAUUUGGUCAUCCAAGAUUAGUGAAUGCAAUUGCUAAACUGUAUUCCAAAGUCACUAACCGUACCUUAGAUCCUAAUGAGGAAGUAUUAGUUACUUCUGGUGCUUACGAAGCAUUGUUUGUCACCAUCAAUGGACAUACAAAUCCUGGAGAUGAAUGGAUUGUUAUUGAACCUUUCUUUGAUUGUUAUGUGCCUAUGAUAAAUGCAGCUGGUGGAAUUCCUAGAUACAUUGCACUAAAACCGAACUCCACAACGGGCAUAAUCAGUUCUGGUGACUGGGUAUUUGAUAGAAAGGAAAUGGAAAGCCUUUUCAAUGAAAAAACCAAAGGUAUCAUUAUCAAUACACCCCACAAUCCGGUAGGAAAAGUAUUCACGUUAGACGAGUUACAAUUUAUUGCUGAUCUCGCGAAGAAGUGGAACACUCUCGUGGUAUCAGACGAAGUUUACGAGUGGAUCGUCUACAAGCCAUAUCGUCAUAUAAGAAUAGCGACGUUGCCGGAUAUGUUUAAACGUACAAUAACAAUUGGAUCAGCUGGUAAGACAUUCAGCGUAACAGGCUGGAAAAUAGGCUGGGCAUAUGGACCAGCAAAUUUAAUGUAUAAUCUGAAAGUGAUGCAUCAGAACACUGUGUACACUUGUACCACUCCGAUUCAGGAAGCUGUGGCCAUUGGUUUCGAGCAAGAGUUUGAACGUUUAGGCCAGCCAGAGUGCUACUUCCACAGUCUGGCGGAAGAACUGUUGCCGAAGCGAGAUUACAUGGCGAAAUUCCUAUCGGAAGUCGGUAUGGUGCCGACGAUACCCGAGGGCGGAUACUUCAUGCUCAGCAAUUGGACAUUGUUGGAGAAUAAGACGAAUCUAAACGAGGAGACAGACGAGCACAAGGACUACAGAUUUACCAAGUGGAUGCUUAAGAACGUCGGCCUCCUCGGUAUUCCACCCUCUGUGUUUUACGGCCCCGAUCACGGACAUCUAGGCGAGGACUACGUACGGUACUGCUUUAUCAAGAAAGAUGAAAACUUAAAGGCCGCUGACGAUAUCUUGAAGAAAUGGGCAUCGCAAUAAUUUAUACUAUAUAUAUAUAUAUACGCACAAUGUAUAUAUGUACAAUGUAUAUUCUUUAACGAUUUACAUUCAGCUGAUCUUCCUAUUAAUUAAAUCAGUCAGCUCUUUAUAUAUUAUGUCUCUGACACGGCAAAAUUAUAUAAUACCAUUAAGAAGGUGUGAAACUUUAUACGAUUUUUACACACAUUUGUAUUUCAACAAGUUUGUUUAUAUGCAUUCUUAGAAUUUUUAUCUAAAUAUAUUUCCAUUUGCGCGUAUAAACAUCAGGAAUUUUUCUACGAUGUUUUUACGUCUGUUGAUUCUGUGAUUCAUAGUUGUGAUAAUGAUUCUGUCUAUCAUUGUUUAUAAUAAAUAACGUUAACUGUGAAGCCAGAUUAGACAGAGUUUUGUAUUCGGAGCCAUCUCUUGGCGUCUCUUGUGUCAGCUUCGAAGGUUUUGCCGUAUCUGCAAAGUAAACAUUUGAAAAAAU
Messenger RNA from Odontomachus brunneus, 2100 nucleotides. RefSeq names its product kynurenine--oxoglutarate transaminase 3 (gene Kyat). Gene Ontology annotation, molecular function: pyridoxal phosphate binding; L-kynurenine:2-oxoglutarate transaminase activity. Lineage: Eukaryota; Metazoa; Arthropoda; Insecta; Hymenoptera; Formicidae. The coding region runs from base 285 to 1631 and encodes 448 amino acids. The record is from RefSeq and is a predicted model, not a curated record. Gene Ontology annotation, cellular component: mitochondrion; cytoplasm. Gene Ontology annotation, biological process: biosynthetic process. The transcript has 9 exons.